CUGAUAGCAUUUGACCCUAUUGCUUUUAGCCUCCUGGCUUUAUAUCUGUAUAUACACAGAUAUAUGUGUAUAUUUUAUAUAAUUGUUGAUAUCAAAGAAAGUUGAUGGAAAUGAAUUUUGAAACUUCACGGUGUGCCACCCUACAGUAUUGUCCCGACCCUUACAUCCAGCGUUUCGUAGAAACCCCAGCUCAGUUCUCUUGGAAAGAAAGUUAUUACAGAUCCACCAUGUCCCAGAGCACACAGACAAGUGAAUUCCUCAGUCCAGAGGUUUUCCAACAUAUCUGGGAUUUUCUGGAACAGCCGAUAUGUUCAGUUCAGCCCAUUGACUUGAACUUUGUGGAUGAACCAUCAGAAAAUGGUGCAACAAACAAGAUUGAGAUUAGCAUGGACUGUAUCCGCAUGCAGGACUCGGACCUGAGUGACCCCAUGUGGCCGCAGUACACGAACCUGGGGCUCCUGAACAGCAUGGACCAGCAGAUUCAGAACGGCUCCUCGUCCACCAGCCCCUACAACACAGACCACGCGCAGAACAGCGUCACGGCGCCCUCGCCCUAUGCGCAGCCCAGCUCCACCUUCGACGCCCUCUCGCCGUCGCCCGCCAUCCCCUCCAACACCGACUACCCGGGCCCGCACAGCUUCGACGUGUCCUUCCAGCAGUCGAGCACCGCCAAGUCAGCCACCUGGACGUAUUCCACUGAACUGAAGAAACUGUACUGCCAAAUUGCAAAGACAUGCCCCAUCCAGAUCAAGGUGAUGACCCCACCUCCUCAGGGCGCUGUCAUCCGUGCCAUGCCCGUCUACAAGAAAGCUGAGCAUGUCACCGAGGUGGUGAAACGGUGCCCCAACCACGAGCUGAGCCGCGAAUUCAAUGAGGGUCAAAUUGCCCCUCCUAGUCAUUUGAUUCGAGUAGAAGGGAACAGCCAUGCCCAGUAUGUAGAAGACCCCAUCACAGGAAGACAGAGUGUGCUGGUGCCUUAUGAGCCACCCCAGGUUGGCACUGAAUUCACGACAGUCUUGUACAAUUUCAUGUGUAACAGCAGUUGUGUUGGAGGGAUGAAUCGCCGUCCAAUUUUAAUCAUUGUUACUCUGGAAACCAGAGAUGGGCAAGUCCUGGGCCGACGCUGCUUUGAGGCCCGGAUCUGUGCUUGCCCUGGAAGAGACAGGAAGGCAGAUGAAGACAGCAUCAGAAAGCAGCAAGUUUCAGACAGCACAAAGAACGGCGAUGGUAUGAAGCGCCCUUUUCGUCAGAACACACAUGGCAUCCAGAUGACAUCCAUCAAGAAACGAAGAUCCCCAGAUGAUGAACUUUUAUACUUACCAGUGAGGGGCCGUGAGACUUAUGAAAUGCUGUUGAAGAUCAAAGAGUCCCUGGAACUCAUGCAGUACCUUCCUCAGCACACAAUUGAAACCUAUAGGCAGCAGCAGCAGCAGCAACACCAGCACUUACUUCAGAAACAGACCUCGAUGCAGUCUCAGUCUUCAUACGGUAACAGCUCCCCACCUCUGAACAAAAUGAACAGCAUGAACAAGCUGCCUUCCGUGAGCCAGCUCAUGAACCCUCAGCAGCGCAACGCCCUCACUCCCACCACCAUCCCUGAUGGCAUGGGAGCCAACAUUCCUAUGAUGAGCACCCACAUGCCAUUGGCUGGAGACAUGAAUGGACUCAGCCCCACCCAGGCCCUCCCUCCCCCACUCUCCAUGCCGUCCACCUCCCACUGCACCCCCCCACCUCCGUACCCCACAGAUUGCAGCAUUGUCAGUUUCUUAGCGAGGUUGGGCUGUUCAUCAUGUCUGGAAUAUUUCACGACCCAGGGGCUGACCACCAUCUAUCAGAUUGAGCAUUACUCCAUGGAUGAUUUGGCAAGUCUGAAAAUCCCUGAGCAAUUCCGACAUGCCAUCUGGAAGGGCAUCCUGGACCACCGGCAGCUUCAUGACUUCUCCUCCCCUCCCCACCUCCUGCGGACCCCCAGCGGCGCCUCUACUGUCAGCGUGGGCUCCAGUGAGACCCGGGGCGAGCGUGUUAUUGACGCCGUACGCUUCACCCUCCGCCAGACCAUCUCCUUCCCACCCCGUGAUGAGUGGAACGACUUCAACUUUGACAUGGAUGCUCGUCGCAACAAGCAACAGCGCAUCAAAGAGGAGGGGGAGUGAGCCCCACUAUGUGGCCUCUUGUUAUCCUCUUCCCACCUGCCCACCUCCCUACAAGGCACUCCUGCUUAUCCUCAAAGUGUUCUCCUAGCUCUUUCCCUUCCUCUUCUCAGUCUGCUUUCUUAUGGCAAGCAGUAAGAGGCUACCUUUUACCUAACCUCUGAUCUGGCAUCUGAUUCUGAUUCUGGCUUUAAGCCUUUAAAGCUAUUGCUUGCAGGACCGAAGUUGCCAUAGCUAGGUAGAAGUGAGCAAAACAGAGGUGGGUGUCUCCUUAAGCUGCACAGAUCUCUCAUUGACUUUUAUAAAGCAUUUUCACCCUUAUAGUCUAAGACUAUAUAUAUAAAUAUAUAAAUAUACAGUAUAUAUUUUUGGGUGGGGGGCAUUGAGUAUUGUUUAAAAUGUAAUUUAAAGGAAAGGAAAUUGAAAUGCACUUAUCAACUUUUUUUUUUUUUUUUUACUUGUUUUGAAUGGCUUAUCUAUACCCCUUCUCUCAAGGGGUAUAUCAUGUGUAGUGAUAGGUACCUAGAGCUUGAUGGUACCUGUGAGUGACAAUGAUGUAAAAGUCCUUUUGUUUCUUUGGAUGCUGAAUACAUGUCACAUCAAAGCUUUGAAUAGAUCCAGUUGUAUUUACCAUUGCUUUUAGUGGGUGAGAUUGUAUAUAUGUACACGAUUCUCUGUGUUGGUGUAUUUUAUGUUACUGACAUCCCUUCUAGUGAUGGGGUUCACUUUGGGGCUGUUUAAUCCAAUUACAAGAAAAAGUUCAUGUUCACAUUAUCACACACCGAAGGAAAGAGCACAUCCUUUCUUGCUUUUGGUUGGGAAUGAGAAAUGUGGCUCAUGGCAAAAAUUCUUAAAAGGUCCAUGGCAGCCACUUCAAAAACACCUGGUAUCAGGUAUCUGGGUAUAUCAGUAACCCCCUCAAAUUUAAUAGCAGACACUUUAUCUUGUAGUAUUUAUAGGAAAACAUUUGCUGCCAUUACAGAAGCCUUAAAACUAAAUGUCACUACUAAAUUGACUAACUCAAAUACACAUUUUUCACUCUUGUUAGAAUUCAGGUUGACUCAAUUGGGAUAAAUGCCAUCUACCUAAGUCUUACAGUGAAAUUUAAUAUCUAUUAAGAAUAUUGAGGAAAACCAGGAAUUUUUCAGAAAUAUUGAGUCUCCACCAAACAGUAAUAUACUUAGCAAACCAUGAAUUGAAGUUCUUAAAAGAUCUUUCAAAACAUAGGUAAUUGUUCAUUUGGUAAAUAUUCCUUUUAAAGAUCCUCGUAUUCUAUAAAACUCUGCAUGUAGAGGCUCAUUUACCUCUCUGUCUUCUGAGUUUAAAAUAGGAAUGGUUAUUUGGAAAAUAUAAAAUUAUGAGAUCAGUUUUCCUGUGGCAUAAUUUCAUCACUGUAUCAUUUUUCUUUUUUGAUCAGUAAGAGUUUAGGUUUAUUGGAAAGUAACUGUGAGAAUUUAAUUUCCCGUCCGUCUCCCUUCUGGACUGUGCUUAGACAUAUAAAUGUCCCCACAGAUCAAGGGAUAAGCCUUUCAUGGAAGCUGUUGCUUAAACCACAUAAACAGAGAUGUCUUCAGAUUUGGGGAAAACAUGUAAAUGACAGUCUUCCCUCUAGAUAUUUCGGAAACAUACUUUGUUACCCAUAUUUUAUUUUUUCAAAGUAUAAAACAAAUAUUGUGUAUAUAUGCUAAUGAGCUCUAAAAUCUUCCCAUGCAUUCUGAUAAAAGGCUAUCAUUGCACAUAAGCUUCCAUUUUUAUUUUAAAGUGCAAAAAAAGCUAAUAUGGCUCUAAAAUGUAAUGUGUGGAUUUCAUUUGAAAAGUGUAUAUAUAUUUUGCAUGUGAAAUUGCAUAUUUUGUAUUUUGAUUAUUUUUUUUCUCUUCUUGGGAUAGUGGGUUUUUCAGAACCACAGUUGAAACCUGUUUUUUUUUUAUUUUUAUAUUUUAAUGGAAAUACCAUUUAAUAAGAUUACGAUGUUAAAUAAGAAAUAAUGCCAUAAUUGUAAGAUGGGGGGAAGGGAAAGUUUUUUUUUUUUAAGUUUUUUUUUUUUUAUUUUGUAUGUUAAAGAGACUGAGUCCUUGAUUUCAAAGUUUUAUUGUGUUUAAAUGGUAAUAAGCACUGUAAUUUCUGGAACAAGCAUGCAGCUUUGCAAACUCAUUAAGAGGAAGAAUGAAAGCUGUGUCUUGUCAAUGUUAGGAAGGCAAAUGGCUUCCUCUAAUGCCCUGUGUUUGAAUAAACCUAGGACUUCUGAGCUAUUUCAGCACUAUUCUGGUGGCACUAGGGACUCAGAAAUUCCUGUACUGUAUCUCAUGGGUUUAGCAUUACCCAAAGCUAGGCACAAUUACUGUCCUCACAUCCUGGUGGCAACACACACUCCUUGAGUAUAGGAGUAGCCAGGGUAAGGGGUGAAAGAAUAUUAAGGACAGAUACUGGGAAUGGGCUUGAUGGAGUUCUUGUUUCUUCAGCCCAAUGCAGUUAGCUGAAGAAUGGGAAGGUUUUGGUUUGGAGGUGAUUAUAAACAGGAAUGGAGAGGAGAAUUUUCUUCAUUAAACCAUUUACCUUUUGUUUUCUUGA
Molecule: messenger RNA, 4719 nt
Organism: Cynocephalus volans (Philippine flying lemur)
Lineage: Eukaryota; Metazoa; Chordata; Mammalia; Dermoptera; Cynocephalidae
Gene: TP63
Product: tumor protein p63
Exons: 14
Coding region: 105-2153 (682 amino acids)
Biological process (GO): apoptotic process; regulation of transcription by RNA polymerase II; protein tetramerization
Cellular component (GO): nucleus
Molecular function (GO): RNA polymerase II cis-regulatory region sequence-specific DNA binding; DNA-binding transcription factor activity, RNA polymerase II-specific; protein binding
Source: RefSeq, a predicted model, not a curated record